Molecule: messenger RNA, 4965 nt
Organism: Archocentrus centrarchus (flier cichlid)
Lineage: Eukaryota; Metazoa; Chordata; Actinopteri; Cichliformes; Cichlidae
Product: zinc finger protein 883-like
Exons: 4
Coding region: 126-1919 (597 amino acids)
Biological process (GO): regulation of transcription by RNA polymerase II
Cellular component (GO): nucleus
Molecular function (GO): DNA-binding transcription activator activity, RNA polymerase II-specific; RNA polymerase II cis-regulatory region sequence-specific DNA binding
Source: RefSeq, a predicted model, not a curated record
UGGAGAUUUAUCCGUGUUUAUACGGAGAGGAAAUUCAGCUGUACGAGCGGUUUAGCUCCAGAGUUUGGCCGGGGAGAACGAGCAAAGAGCGGACUGAACUUCUUUUGGUCUUCUGACGGGCGAUCAUGGACUCAGUGAGCAGUUUGUCUCUGCUGGGCUUCAAGGAGCUUUCGGUCUGCCUGGUGGACUGUAUGAAGACUCCGGGAGUCCUGGGAACAGAGCCCAAAGACUCAUCUGACAGCCUCACUCAAAUGGAUCUGUCUGUGUCAUUGGUGGAAUGCAUGAAAACUCCAGGACUAAAUGGUGACAGUGACCAUCUGAAUCAUAACACCUUGGAGCUCAAGCUGAAACAGGAGGAUGAGCAGUUGGAGAGAGAGUAUGACUACCUGAAGCUGGAGCAGCAGCCAGUGUGGCAGGACAGUGGAAUCACAGCAGAGAGUAAUUUGUUUAAAGAAGAAGAUGAUAAAAAUUUCAUCCUGGUGGAAACCAAAACUGAAGAGGAUCAUGGAACUGAUGGCACGCUGUUGGUGUUUGAGGAGAACCGUCAUGGCACAGAAGGGACGGCGUGGCUCAUGCAGUGCCCCAAACUAUCAGAGUCACUCAAAACAGCCAUGCUGGGCGCCAAUUCAGGCGUAUGUCAGCAAGAAGUGGAUGUAACCUCACAAAAAAGUCAGGUAGAUGACACUAUAUUAGACAGAAAGGAGACGAAUCAACAAGACACUGACGCUGAAGCUGUGGAAACCUCUGAGAGCACGUCUGGAGACCAAACAGAGAGGAUCCAACAGUAUGCUGCACUCGAACCCCGGCGCCAUCACUGUGAGCACUGUGGGAAGUCCUUUGCAAGGAAGAGCAAUGUCCUCCGACACCAGCGCUAUAACUGCAUCAGAACAAGAACCCAAGAGAGGCCUCACACCUGCACGCAGUGCGGUAAGAGCUUCAGUGUGUUACACACCUUGCGGCAGCAUCUCCUCACUCACACUGGGGAAAAAAUUUACCACUGCGAGGUGUGCGGGAAGCAGUUUGGAAGGGAAGGGACUCUGAAGGCGCACAUGCCAAUCCAUACAGGGGAAAAACCUUAUAAAUGUGACCAGUGCGGCAAGACCUGCGCCAGGCAUGGGGACCUUAAAAUUCACAUGCUCAGUCAUUCUGAGGAGAGACCACACAACUGCAGCUACUGUGCGAAAAGCUUCAAACAGCUUACAAAACUGAAGAAGCACGAGCGAAUCCACACAGGGGAGAAACCAUACCAGUGUCAGCUUUGUGCAAAGAAGUUUAGACUGCGGCAGACACUGGUUUCACACAUCCGCACGCACACUGGAGAGCAACCAUUCAAGUGCAGCUUCUGCCCGAAGGCCUUCAGUAUUAGGAGCAACUUGAGGACACACGAGCUGAUACACACUGGGGAGAGGCAGUUUCGCUGUUCACAGUGUAACAAAAGUUUCCGACUGCAUCAGCACCUGAUAUUCCACGAACGUGGCCACAGGGGGGAGAAACCAUACAAGUGUGACAAGUGUGGAAAAGGUUACUGUCAUCCAUCAACAUUAAAAGCACAUCGAUCUUCUCAUGAAGAGAAACCACCACGUUGCGCCGAGUGUAAGCAGGAAUUCACAGAGCAAAAGGAGUUAGCCAAUCACAAGUGCUGCCAGACAGCAGAAAAACCACACCGUUGUUCUCAGUGUGGAAAGUGUUUUGCCCAGGUUAUGAAUUUGAGGAAACACCAGCUGAUCCACUCGGGGGAGAAACCUUAUGUGUGUAAAGAAUGUGGGAAGCAAUUCAACUACAAAGGCAACCUCACCAAGCACGUGAGCAUCCACACCGGUGAGAGGCCCUUUGAGUGUGAACUCUGCAAGAAGCGCUUCAGGCUCCUGCAGCAUCUCACAAAUCACAGAUUAACUCACAACAAAAAAAGUAGAGACUAAAUUUGAUAUUUUGGAGUUUUAGUAGAAGCAGCUUUCUUUGUUUAUAAAUUACAGUAUUUCUCAAUUGCUAAAACACAUUUCCUGAGUGCGCCGAGUGUAAGCAGGAAUUCACAGAGCAAAAGGAGUUAGCCAAUCACAAGUGCUGCCAGACAGCAGAAAAACCACACCGUUGUUCUCAGUGUGGAAAGUGUUUUGCCCAGGUUAUGAAUUUGAGGAAACACCAGCUGAUCCACUCGGGGGAGAAACCUUAUGUGUGUAAAGAAUGUGGGAAGCAAUUCAACUACAAAGGCAACCUCACCAAGCACGUGAGCAUCCACACCGGUGAGAGGCCCUUUGAGUGUGAACUCUGCAAGAAGCGCUUCAGGCUCCUGCAGCAUCUCACAAAUCACAGAUUAACUCACAACAAAAAAAGUAGAGACUAAAUUUGAUAUUUUGGAGUUUUAGUAGAAGCAGCUUUCUUUGUUUAUAAAUUACAGUAUUUCUCAAUUGCUAAAACACAUUUCCUGAGUCCACCACCCAUUUUCCCUAAACUUUAAAGACAAAUCCAAAAGCUCAAGCUGAUUUCACAAAAUCCCAUUCUUUCCUGUCAAAAUCAAACCAUCACUGCAAAAAUCAGUUGCGUGUGUGUGGGGAGAUCACACUUUAAGCAAGUAAAAAAUGUAUUUAAAAGACUUUGUUACAUGCUACAUCAAAUAAUUUAAAAUACAGCACCCAGGGCAUGUAGUAAACAGAAAAUGUUUGUACACAAAAACACUGUAGUACUCAGAGUGACAUGAUAGUGCUGAAUGUAGACAGACAAAAAAUAAAAAUUAAAAAACACAUGAAAAACACAGCACUGUAGGACACAGAUUCAGUCUGCACCAUCAUGUCUGUGUGCGUAGUCCAGCCAGAGGACCUCAUCUACAUCACAGGCACUGUGGUCUCUUGCCAGGCAAUUGGAGAAAAUCCCUCUUGUGCUGAAUCCAGCCUUGACAGUUCUCCACAGUCAUAUUGUCAUGCAUGCUUUGUUGCCUCCAAUGAAUUCUCCCUGGUGUAGAGCUGGCAGUCAAACACCUUCCACCGUCACCAGAAAACAACUACUCUUAGGGCUGUAUGGUGGCAGGAAAAUGUUCAUGUGUGAACCACUGAUGUAUCUGGACAGCACAGUGGAAGUUCACAUUGUCUCAAACUAUGACAUAUACAGGUGGCACCACAUGCUGAUCCAGUUGAUCAUGUACAGCCAUGAUAUCCUGUAGAACACCCAGAAAUGUGAGGACAUGUUAAAUAUUGUAUGGUCCCAGGUUUGCAUGACGGUGAACCCCCCAGUUACUAAUGACUGCACAGAGGUUGACAUUGCCACCAUGCUGGCCAGGGACCUCCACAAUAGCACGAUGACCUAUUAUAUUCCUGCCUCUCUGCCUCAUUUUUGAAAGAUUGAAUCCUGCUUUAUCCAUGUAGAUAUAUUCAUUGGGCCCUUCCAUGGCAUCCAGUUCAAACACUCUGUGUAAUAAUCCCAGAUAAAUGGUAGCGAAGUGAAAAUGGUACAGAAAGACAGUAUGUGCAUUCCUGAUGUUUGUAGGUUACCAUAUAGUUUACAGUACUGUGGAAGUUGCAACUGGAACUACUAGCCUGCAGUAACAGCAGGCUUGUGAGAAUGAAAUUGCACUCUGCCUAUCAGUCCUGAGUGUGUGUGUGUGUGCGUGCGUAGGUAACACUUGCUUGCACAUACUGGUUUCCUAGCUCAGUGACCCUUGCAGAGUUGCGCUCAGUGGGUGCUCUGUACACCUGUUUCAUGCUGAGUCUGUUGUGUUGGAGUACCCGGUCAAUCGUUGACAAUGCCACUGUUGAUGCCAUUAAAGUUUUGUCAUUGUCUUCUAUCAUUCUCUGCUGGAUUUCUCAGAGAGAGAUGCCAUUGUUCUGAAGGACCAUGUUGACAAAGAGUGCAGUCAAUCUGCCCAGAUUCAGUUGUACACUCAGUUGUCCUGCUUCCCUCAUUGACAUCCUAUGUACGAGGACAUUGUGUACGAUAGUUGCCCAUAUCAGUGAUGAAUGCUCUCGGUCAUCCACGUCCUCAUCCUUUUCCUCUUCGUCCAACACCUCUCACACACACUCUUCCUCCUCUGCCUCUCUGUACAUCUAUGUCCAUUGUAGAUGCCCAUGUGCCACCUGCACUUUGACCCGACUUUUAUCCUGCCCGUUUGGUCUGUUCACAUCAUUGGACACGUAUUCAAUUGUGAGUUGCUGUGUGUAACAGAUGACAGUGGUGUUGGAGUUUGCAUUCUGCUGCCAGUGUUUACUGUUUUGCAACGUAGGUGUGACGUGUGUUUAGUGACAGAAUGUGUUUGCUGUUGCGCAAAACGAGUGAUCGAGUUGCACCAGUGCCUGAACUGUGUUAGCAGUUUUACCAAAAGAGUGUGUGAUUCAUGAAAUUCAUUUAGGCCUCUGUCGAUUUUGUUUGGGGAAUGGAGUUUAGCAUUUUAGCAAUUCAGAAAUACUGUAAAUGGCACCUACUAGCUGGCUCAGUAGGCCGUUAUCACCAAUUAGAUUGGUAGAUGGCGGUUGGGAGGGACUAUGAUGAUGAUGUUGAUGAUUCCUGAUCCAUUCCAGACAUCCACUCCAGUUCACUUCACACCGGGACAGGGCCUGGGGCAUGGCAGGUAAACACCAAAAUGUGUAUUUAGCCUCUUUUAACAUUAUUUUGUCAUUAACUGAAACAGUUAUCAUAAAGAAAAUAUGUUCAAACCUUAUUAUUUUUAUGCUAAUGUAGCCUGGAAAUUGGUUGUUACUGCUGUAUUACUUUAAGUGAUGCUAACGUCAAAGCGCUGCAUGCCGUGCUUUUAAAAUGAAUAGUGUUACUAGUGUUCAGUUAGACUUUACUUCCCAUGUGUCAGAUAUGUCACUUAAAUAAAUUAGUAAAAAAAAAUAGGAUCUGUUUCAUCAGGUCCUUGCUGCUAUCCUUUGGCUAGACCAGGUAGGCCCAAUUGAAUCCAUUUUUGUUGUUUGUGUACACAUCACAUGCUGUCCAUGUAUAGUAGGUUACCCUCAUACUUUAAUAUCUGUUUCAUAA